AUGGCGACCCCAACCACUGCCUGGAUGCCAGGUCGUGUGGCUCGACGCAGCUGUCUCCAAAAAGCUUGCCAACGGGUGGGGCUGUUGGCGGGCACCAUUGUAGUGAUCCUGGGGCGCGGCUCCGCCUUCGCUGCCACACAACAGGCACCCAGACCUGGCCAACCAGACUCUGCUGCUUCGCAGCCCCAGCAGGCCGAGAGCCAGCGCCUGGCUGCGAGAGGGGCUUUGCUGGAGGCCAUCAAGUCUCUGGACCGUGGCUUCGCGGCCACAAAAGAGAACAGGUCGGAUGUUUCCGGCCGAAUAGCCGAUCUAGUCGGGUGGAAUCCAACCUCGGACCCGACCUCUAAACUCGGAUGGGUCGAUGAGAGUGAGGGGACGAAGACGAAGGCAAAGUUGGCAAACACCUAUGAGGACGCACCGCUCCGGGAAGCCAAGGAAUCCUGGAAGCACUGGGAGCAGGUGAAGAAAGGCCGUGCCGAAUUGACCGGCAGCUUCGGCUCGGGCCUCUACAAGGCUUUGACGGCCAUGCGCCAACUCCGCAAGUCCGGCUCGGAGGUGGAAGAAGAGCUGCGUGCGGCUCUGAAAGGGCCGGCGAGCGCGAAGCUCCUCUCGGAGAUGGAGGCGUUGCCUGCUGCACUGCUCCGUGAUGAUGCCAUCGAUCUUCUUCCGCCGGUUCUGCAAGUUCUUCAGGACUGGAAUAAGCGAGCCGAGAUGUCGACCUACGCCGCGCUGAUGGCUGCCCAGCUGCGCCGUCGCGAUUUUGCUGGUGUGGGCGUCACCGCCUCAAAGUUGCCGGAAGACUCCUUGACGCCCAAGAUGCGUGCCAUUUUGGCCGCUGCAGCUGCGCAAAGGGGGAAGCUGGAGGAGGCCGUGAGGCAGCUCGAGCGCCUGCCGGAUUCGGACUCGGGCCCACGCUUCCUCACGCCCUCGACGGCGGGACAGAUCCUUUCCCUGGCCAACAAAGAGCAGCGCGGUGCGGAAGUGCAAGCGCAGCUGCAGCGGAUCGGCGUGCAGCCGCUGCAGGACGGCAAGGACAGCAAUGCGGAAAUGCAGCGUGCAGUGACAACCAUGACGGCUUAUGUGAAGAACAAGGACUUGCCCAACGUGACAGCUGUUUUCAAUCGCCUGAAGAAGAACGGUGUUGUGAUGCGGUCCCAAAUUUACAACUGCUACCUCGAUGCCUGCGUCCAGUGCCACGACAUUGACGCAGCCUUGUCCCUCUUUGAGGAGAUGAAGCAGCUCGGCUUCGUGGACGUGGUCAGCUACAAUACGGUUCUCAAGGGCUACUUGGCCUCCGGCCGCUUGGGCGAGGCACGGAGCCUCGUGCAGGAGAUGACUUCGCGCGGGCUGGCAGCCAACAAGGUCACCUACAACGAGCUCCUGAAUGCGAAAGUGGCUGCCCGAGAUCGCGUGGGCAUGUGGAGCAUUGUGGACCAGAUGCUCCAAGCCGGCCUCAAGGCGAACCUGAUCACCUGCUCGAUUCUCUUGAAGUCGUUGACGCAGCAUUCCGCUGAGACAGACUUGGCUCGGGUUCUGAGCCUGAUUGACAGCGUGGAGGAGCCCAUCGAUGAAGUUCUCUUUUCGUCGAUCAUCGAAGCCUGCAUCCGAAUCAAGAGGUUGGACAGCCUCUCCGACUUCAUCGGCCGAUACAAGGUCAAGGGCCUGUUUAAGAACAUCUCUGCUCCGAUCUACGGGGCCAUGAUCAAAGCCUUUGGCGAGGCCGGUCACCUCCACCAGGUCCGUGAGCUCUGGGCGCAGCUGCAGAGCCACAAUGUGAAGCCGACGGCUAUCACUAUCGGCUGUGUGGUGGAGGCUUUGGUGAUUAACAAGCAGGGAGAGGAGGCCUGGCAACUCGUCCAGGACCAAUUGCAGUAUGAUGACCGCAAAAGCAUGAUCAACACCGUGGUAUACUCGACCGUGCUGAAGGGCUUUGCGGUGUCUAAACGGAUCGACAAAGUGCUUGCUGUGUACAAGGAAAUGCGAAACAACAACAUUGCCUGCAACACCAUCACCUACAACACAAUGCUGGAUGCGUGUGCGAAGUGCAAUGCGAUGGAGAAGGCUUCGAUGCUUUUGGAAGAUAUGCGAGAAACCAACAUCGAGCCUGACAUCAUCACUUACUCCACGAUCAUCAAGGGCUAUUGCCUGAACGGUGAUGUGGAGCGUGCCUUGAGUGUUCUCGAGGAGAUGAGGAGAGACGGCCACUUCCUGCCGGACGAGAUCAUGUACAACUCGAUCUUGGAUGGCUGCACCAAGCAGCGCAAUGUCAGCGAGGCAUUGCGUCUUCUGGAUGAGAUGAAGGCAUCUGGCAUUAAACCCAGCAACUACACUUUGAGCAUCCUUGUGAAGCUGCUGGGGAACGCUCGGCGCCUUGGCCAAGCAAUGCAGAUGGUCGAGGAUCUCAGCUCUCAGAACGGGCUGAAGCCCAACAUCCAGGUCUACACCUGCCUGAUCCAUGCCUGCUUCCAAAACAGGCGCUUCGAGAGGGCCUUGAGCGUCUACGAGAAGAUGAUCAAGGAGGGCUGCCGGGCCGACGAAAAGUUCUACGCAGUGCUCGCUCGCGGAUGCCUACAGUUGCACCAGCCAGGGAAGGCCAUGGAAGUGAUCCGAGCAGCCUACAACCUGCCGGGCAGCUCGCUUCCCAGCGGCCCACGAGCGGUCGGAGUGGAAGGCUUAGAGGAGCUGCUUCAGAAGAUCGGCAAGGAGGAGCAGGAGGCUGCUGAUGAGCUGACCCAAGAGUUGAAGAAUUAUGGCGUGCAGACUGCUGGAGCGAAGUCUUGGAGCAGCGGUGCACGUGUGGCGGGCGGGCCCAGCCGGGAGCGCCGCCGCGGCGGUGGAAACUGGACGCUGAUCUAUACCGAUGCUCCCGACAUCAUUGGCAUCCCAACUUCGCCCUUCAGCACCCUAGGGAGGAUUGGACAGGAGAUCGAUGCCAGUAGUGGCACCAUUGCCAAUGUCAUUGAGUAUCGGCCGUCUUCCUUCGCGGUGGGAAUCAAAGAUUCUGUUCUGGAGGAUGCCUUCGUCCAGCGGGUCUUCACUGACUACAAAGUCGCCUCGCCCACCACGGUGGAGCUCAACAUCCGAGGUCUCGGUCUUGCGCCUCAGAGGAUCUUCGGUGUGGAUGUGCCGGAGGCAAGGCUCGAAGAGGCGAUUUGCUCCGACGUGGAAAAGCGAAUCGCAGAAGGGCGCCGGAUGCUGGACUCCGAGGGCUUCUUGGUGUUGGAGAGGCUCCUCGACCUGGAGACCAUCGAGCGCUUGGGUGAGAUGGUGAGGGGCGAUGUGGACAGCUUGUGGCCUGAGGGCCUUGUCGAUUGCACACCUGCGAAGCCCGGCGAUCUGGCAGCGAUGCGCAUCGUCGACUUGAAGGCUAUGAACUUUGGCUACGGAAAGUUUGCCUACUUGCGGGAGCCACUGCCAUCGCCGCUGAACGCCCUACGUGAGGCCUUGUACACGGCACUUGCCCCAGUGGCGAACGCACAGAUCGAGAUGUUCAGAGCAGAGACUUCCCCGAAGCCGCUUGCUUUGGAGGCCUAUCCCCCGAAGAUCUCUGAUCUCUGGGAAAUUUGCAAAGCAGCAGCUCCCCCACAGAGGUUGCCGACCUCGAUCGCGCUAAGGUACUGCCCUGGCGGCUUCAUGGAGCCACACCGCGACCUUCAGGGCACCGUAAUGUUCCCGUUCCAGGUCAUGUGUCCACUGAGCGAUCCAGGUGAGGACUACGAGGGCGGACGCUUUUUCGUCCAACCUGGCAAGAGGAAUGUGGAUCGUCGGCACUGCCAGGAGCUUUUCAAGGGCGAUGUUGUCAUAUUCCGCAGCGGCUUGUACCACGGCUUGGAGGAGUUGACUUCCGGUACGCGAUAUGCGAUUGCCAUGCAAUUUGCGCUCUCUCAUUUGACAGAGAGUCCGUCGAAGCCCAGACAGACGUGGGAAGAGAAGCAGGAGAGACAAAGGAGGGCGGAGGAAGAAGCCAGACCUCUGGACAGAAGAAGACUGCACCUUGUGGCGUUCAAAGUGAAUCUCCGCGGUCCGCUGGGCCCCGAGUCUCUACGGAUGGAGGGAUCUCGCCUGGCCUUUGACAUGGGCUGUUGCGAUUGA
Molecule: messenger RNA, 4092 nt
Organism: Symbiodinium necroappetens
Lineage: Eukaryota; Dinophyceae; Suessiales; Symbiodiniaceae
Source: the annotation of a GenBank genome assembly